AGAAGCAAAAACAAAGCCGAACGAGGCGGACGUGUUGUAAUUCGUUGUCGCCUAGUGAAUGUGUGCUGGGUUUGUGAUUUUUGUUAUCCGCGAUUUACGAGUUUUAAUUUCUCGCCGUCGUCUUAACACAUCCGAAAUACCUUGCUCCUCAAAGCAUUAAACAAAUUUUAAACCAAACAAAAGAAAAGCCCACAACGCAACAGAAGACAAAAAUCUAAAAAAAAAAAAACCAAUAUAAAAACACAGACAGCGAGAGAGAGAGAGAGGGAGAGAGGCAGCUGCAGCAGCUUUGAAACAUGUUUACCGAGGAGGGCAUCUUUCCCAUAGGCGAUGGACUGCUGGACGUUGAUGCUGAGCGCUUGAAGGGAUUACUUGUGUCGCAUGACAUCAAUGAUAUCUACGAGGUGGAACAGACGCCGUUUGCCAGAGGCAAAUUUGCGGCUGUUCGCCGGGCAAUACACAAGAAUACCGGUUUGCAUUUCGCUGCCAAAUUCCUGAAGCGACGCCGACGCGCACAAAGCAGCGACAAGGAGAUCAAACACGAGAUUGCCGUCCUAAUGCUAUGCGAGGGCGAGGACAACAUUGUCAAUCUUAAUGCUGUGCACGAGUCACGCUCCGAUACGGCGCUGCUGCUGGAGCUGGCCACUGGCGGUGAGCUGCAAACGAUACUGGACAACGAGGAGUGCCUCAGCGAGGCGCAGGCUCGCCAUUGCAUGCGGGAAGUGCUCAAGGCUCUUAAAUUCUUGCACGAUCGUUCUAUUGCCCAUUUGGAUCUAAAGCCUCAAAACAUUUUGCUAGCUGGCGAACGCAUUGAGGAUGGCCUCAAGCUGUGUGACUUUGGCAUCUCGCGUGUCGUUUGUGAGGGAAUCAAUGUGCGCGAAAUGGCCGGCACUCCGGACUAUGUGGCACCGGAGGUGCUGCAAUAUGAACCACUGUCCCUGCUUACGGACAUUUGGUCGGUAGGCGUGCUGGCCUAUGUGCUGCUCUCGGGUUUUUCACCCUUUGGCGGCGAUACGAAACAGGAGACCUUCCUCAAUAUAUCACAGUGCGCUCUCACCUUUCCCGACAAUCUCUUUGGAGGCGUCUCUCAGGCGGCAAUUGAUUUCAUACGUCGCGCAUUGCGAAUUAAGCCAAACGAUCGCAUGAAUGCAGCCGGCUGUCUGGAGCAUGUCUGGCUAAAGGAUGAGUGCGCCUUGGAUAGACAAAUUUAUUUACAGGCCCAGCAUGAUGCUGACUUUGUGCAUGAUGAUGAUGAUGAAGACGAUGAUGAGGAUGUGCAUGUGGAGGAUGGGGAUGAGGAGGUGCAUGAGGAAGUUCCGAAUAUUUCACAGCAGCAGAAACAACAACAUAAAAGCACAUCAACCGCAUCAAUAACAACAGCAACAACAACAGCUCCACCCAAUAAAUCCACGCACAAUGGUCAUCGAGCACACUCUAGCUCCAAAAUACCAAUUGCGACUAGCCACUGCAAGCUAUGUCCGAGCACAGAGACAACAACAGCCAUACAUACACUGCCCCAAACGCUGAGCAUGUCGCUCGCAACGACGCCGUCCCCGAAGCCCACGCAGAUUGUGACGCCAACGCGACGUGCCUCUGAUUCAGAUAAGGAGAACACAUAUACGGCGACAUUUGUGAAGAAGCCCGCGGCCAGCACGGCAACCAUACAAAUUGGCAGUAAUGGUCUCGAGGAUGCUACGGUUAUUGCCACAUUGACACUAUUUCCGGAUGCGCCCACCACGCCCAAAGUCAUACGCAAGACUCCCGCAGCAGAGUCGAGUUCGGCCACAUCGGUAAAAGCGCUCGUCAAGAAGUUCCAGCUGGAAGAGCUCGAGGCGCACAGUUCACCUAAUGGAUCGAACUCUAAUAUAGUGCACGCAUCAGCCAAUACGCAACAAUUGCAGAUGCAGCAGCAGCGCAAAGCAACAACCGGCAGCAACAGCAAUAGCAGCAACAUGCGUCGCAGCAUCAGCGGCACUUGCAACAACAGCAGCAGCAGCGGUAGCUGCAACAGUGGACGUCGCGCCUCAGAACCGGUAACCGCUGUGCAUAAGAAGCAGAACACCGCCAACAUCAGCUCAAACUCCAUUUCCAGCAACAGCAACAACAGCAGCAACAACAACAGCAACAGCUCUGGAUCGAGCACCAAUGCAGCCGCUGGCAGCAGCAACUGCAGCAGUAGCGGGAGCAGCACAGCACUUCUGCUAAAUGGGCGAUUGCCGGCAUCGGCACAUCAUUUGCAUCAUCAUCAUAUGCACCAUCAUCACCACCAUCAUCAUCAUCAUGUCGUGAAGAAUACGACUGCUGCUGCCACCAACAACUUGAGCUUGGACCAGGGCAUCAUCUGUUAGCUAAGGGCCAACCGUGUGCGCCGCAAUGCCAAAAGUUUCUUUCACCGCUUCCUUUGCUGCAUGUAACAGUGCCUUAACGUGUAGGCGUGGUCAGCGCCCUAGCUGGUCUACUAGGGCAACUAGUGGCUGCAACUGCAGCAGCUGCUAAGGGCUGCAAUGCCAACGCCUGCACAUAUCGGGGAAGUUUUGUUUGAUUUUGAGUUUCUUAGUUAAUGUUAUUAGCAACUAGUUGAUAUGAACACCACUGUACCACACACUCUACCACUAAACCAGCCGAUUACCCCAAGUAACGUAUAUAAACUGUUUAAGAUUAUCUACAUGCAUACAAACACAUACGCAUAUGUGAGUGCUUAUAUAUAUAUGAUGGAUAGAUAUCGAGUAUUUUGAAAUAGUUGCCGUUCUAAUUGGAUGACGGUGAACUGUUAAAUUAAUGAUGAUUCAGGUGUGGGCGAAAGAGCUAGAAAGAAUGAACGAAUGAGAUAGAGAUAGAGACAGAGAGAAAGAGCGAGAGUCAGAGAGAGUGUGCGUGUGUGUGUAUUUGUUUAUAAAGAGAAAGAGCGAGUAUGUAUAGUUAGCAAUAUGAUGCAAGGGCAAAGAUUACAACCUAUUGCUCAAGUUGCAAGUAAUUUAACAAAACAAAAGAAAGGAUGAAGAUUUGAGACAUAUCAGUGCGUCGUUGUGUCUGUGUAUGUGUGUGUGUAAAUUUGUUUAUCGAAAUCAAUAGGAAAAGUUGUUCGUGUCUCAACGAAUUCAAAUAUGUCAAUUCUGAACAGCAAAUAUAAAAAGUUUGCAUAGCAUAAAUAAAAUUAAACGAAUUAUACAACCUAAUAAUACACCUUUACAAAACAAAUUUUAAAAAUAGAUAUCAAGUCAAAGGGAAUUAAUCAAUGCAUUGUAAAUUGGAUCUAAAUGUCUUGAUUUUUUUUUCAGUAGAAAUCAUAUUUACAUAAUGUUGAGCGCCAUUUGGUAAUUGUGUGUUACAUAUUUCUAGACAUAUGCACCUAUAACAUAAUACAUAUAUACACUUAUUACAAAAAGAGUAUGUAGUCGCAGUUGUUCAUAUUGGUAGUGCAAAAAAAUUAAAAUAAAUAUGCAAAUUGAUUGUUCAAGAGUUACGCAUAAAUACAUACAUACAUAUAGAGAAUGUUAUCAGAAAUGAAAAAAAAAAAACGAAAA
Messenger RNA from Drosophila grimshawi, 3524 nucleotides. It is a transcript of the gene Drak, whose product is annotated as death-associated protein kinase related. Gene Ontology annotation, molecular function: ATP binding; protein serine/threonine kinase activity. NCBI's taxonomy places the organism in Eukaryota, Metazoa, Arthropoda, Insecta, Diptera, Drosophilidae. The record is from RefSeq and is a predicted model, not a curated record. Bases 297 to 2348 code for a protein of 683 amino acids. Gene Ontology annotation, cellular component: nucleus. The transcript has 6 exons. Gene Ontology annotation, biological process: positive regulation of apoptotic process; protein phosphorylation; intracellular signal transduction.